Molecule: messenger RNA, 2730 nt
Organism: Leptopilina boulardi
Lineage: Eukaryota; Metazoa; Arthropoda; Insecta; Hymenoptera; Figitidae
Gene: PolD2
Product: DNA polymerase delta subunit 2
Exons: 6
Coding region: 92-1462 (456 amino acids)
Biological process (GO): DNA strand elongation involved in DNA replication; DNA replication
Cellular component (GO): delta DNA polymerase complex
Molecular function (GO): DNA binding
Source: RefSeq, a predicted model, not a curated record
AAAGUGAGGUUAUAUUUAGAAACAUCAUCCUGUUUGUGUUUUUCUAUACUAUAUUUAUUUAAAAAAAAAAGUGUUAAUUGUUAAAAAAAAAAUGGUUCAAAAUAAGGAAACUCUGAUGGAAACAGAUGAUUCCGAGAAUACAUCAAUUAAUAAUGAAAUAUUCACAAGAGAAUCAGCUAAUUAUCAAGAUCUCGCGUCUAAAUAUCGUGAUAUUUCUGAUAAUUAUUCUAAACAAUUCGCUAAAAUAUAUACGGCAAGAAUAACAGAAUUAUCCAAAGUUCUCAUUGAAAAAACACGGGAAAAAUGGGGUAAUGUAAAAAUUCAUCAACUCUCUGAAUUAGCUGAGAGUGAAGGAGAGAAAUGUAUUAUAAUUGGAACACUUUAUAAACAUCAACAAAAUAAACCCUCAAUAUUAAAGGAAUUAAGUGAAGAUGAACAAUUAGUUUUACCUGUUGUUAGAGAUGAUUAUUGUUCUGAUGAUGAUCAAGUUUUUCUUGAGGACGAUACAUCACGUAUUAAAUUAGUUGGUAAUAAUGUCAAUAUAAAAGAUAUUGUGACUGGUGUUGUUUGUGCAGUAUUAGGACAUCAGGAUGAAAAUAGUUCUUUUAAGGUUGAAGAAUGGUGUUUUCCUGGUUGUUUACCGCAGGAAAAAAUUACAUCGACAAAGGGAAAAUUAGUUUUAAUAUCAGGUCUUGAAUUAGCAACUACUGAAGCGAAUGUGGAAUUAAAUUUAUUGAUAGAAUGGCUUUGUGGAAUGAUAGGCGAUGCCGAUACACAAAAAGAGGGGGCUUCAAUUGUUAGAGUUAUUAUUGCAGGUAACAGUAUUCGAGGAAGUUCUGAUAAUCAUAUAAAUAAAGGACUUCAAGGUGGAAAAGCAAUUGAUCAAGCUGUCUCAAAGGAAAUUGCAAUUGGUACGAAAAAAAUGGACGAUUUGCUUUCUGAAUUGGCGAAAUUUUGUUGUGUUACUUUAAUGCCAGGACAACAUGAUAUUGCAACAUUUAUGAUGCCACAAAAACCUUUGCAUUCUUGUAUGUUUCCUCAAUCUCGAAGAUACAAUUCUGUGAAUGGAGCGACAAAUCCCUGGAUUGGCAAAAUAGGAAAUUGUCUUAUUUCCGGAACGAGUGGACAACCAAUUGAUGAUCUAAUUAAAGUCAGUGGUGCUAAUUAUUUAUCUCCAAUCGAAUGGCUUGAAAGAACUUUAAAUUGGCGACAUUUCUGUCCUACUGCACCCGAUACAUUGCCUUGUUAUCCAGAUUAUGAGAAAGAUAAAUUUAUUAUGGAAGAAUGUCCAAAUAUUUAUUUCGCUGGGAAUAUGAACAAAUUCGAGACUAAAUUAUGGAAAGGUGAAAACAAACAAAUUGUGAGAUUGAUUUGCAUACCAAAGUUUUCUACUACAAAAACAAUUGUUGUUGUUGAUUUAGAAAGUUUUGAAACUCGAACCGUUUCCUUUGGAACUAGUUAAGAUCAUCUCUCUAUCUUUCUCUUGAGAAAUCAGGUGAAAUAUUUUCUUUUUGUCUCACAAAAUAGUUUUUUAAUAGUUAGUUAUUUAAUUCUAGUUCUUCUUUUUAAAAAAAAACAAGUUUUAUAAAAUACAAUUUUUUAAAAAAUGCUAUUUAAAAAAUUUUUUAAGUUUAUUUUUCCUUUUGUACAAUUUUUUCUAUUUCACAAUUCUUUUACUUUUUUUUUUUUUUUUUUUAUCAAUUGGGCAUUUUUUUUUUUAGUAAAAUUAUAAUUUCACGAUAAUAAAAAAGAGUAUACGAAAAUUAAACUUAGUGAAUUCGUUUUCUGUUUUAUUCAGGACUUUUUUUUUAAAUAUAGUAUCACAGAACGUUGAAGGUAACAUGCUUCAAACAUUACAAUGAAGUACCCAAGCGAGUUUUCUUUUUUUUUUUUUUGUUUUUUUGUUUUUUUGUUUUUUUACAACUUUGGUAAAAUCUCAAUUUAUGUGCUUCGCCUUACAGUGUACUAUUGGAUGUAAUCUGAUGAAACCGAUGAACUUAAUUCGUGUCAACAGCACGAUAAUAAUAAUAAUAAUAAUAAUAUUAAUGUCUAGACUCGACUCUCACACUUAAUUUGAAUAAUUUCGUCCUCUUGAUCGUAAAUAGUGUUUGCAAAACGUUAACAUCGUAAAGCUAUAGUUUAAUUGGUGCAAAAUGAUUUCUUUUUUUCUACAACACUCGCACAAAUACGCGGCAAAUUUUUUUUUUAAUUUUUUAGAAAUUAUAAUUUUUUUAAAAAUCAUUUUCUCACUUUCAGACUCAGACACUGUCGCACACAAAAUUAUUUUGUUUCGUAUUUCUGUUGUGAAAAUUUUUUUUCUUGUUAUACGUAACAAUUUUUUUUUUUCUUUAAAUCACUUUCUGUUAAUACUGUCAAGAUAAAUUGUUUCUCAUUUUUUGAAAUUUUUUUUUUUUUUUUUAGUAAAAAUACAAUUUUUUAUACAAAGAAAUCAUUAACGAGAAAGAGGACAGUUUUUUUUGAAAAAAAACUCCUAGUACGUAAUGGCGUAUCACGUAUAAUACAUAAAAAUUUUAUACAUCGACACCUUGUUAAAAAAAAAAAAAUGAAUAAAAACAAGAGGAUCUGCAGAUCAUGAAUAACUUAUUACAUGAUACAUUCGGUUUACACUUAUAUUAUUUUACGUACAUACAUGUGAUGAAGCGCAAUGAAAUGCGAAAAAAGGAUCUUUAAAAUUCAUCCUUAAAAAAAACUAGAUUCUAAAAAAAAUAA